Molecule: messenger RNA, 1203 nt
Organism: Suillus subaureus
Lineage: Eukaryota; Fungi; Basidiomycota; Agaricomycetes; Boletales; Suillaceae
Exons: 8
Coding region: 1-1203 (400 amino acids)
Source: RefSeq, a predicted model, not a curated record
AUGGCAGAUCUGAUGCAAUGGCAGGGUGCACCUGGCACCAAUGCUGGUGAUGGACAUACAAUCAAUCCCAAGACCAGCAGCAGCAGGAAGAAGAAGAAGAUAGCAAUAGUGAUGGUGAUGGCGAUGGUGAAGAUGACAAUGGUAAUGAAUAACAAAAUAAUAAUGAUGAUGAUGAUGACAAUGAUGACAACAACAACAACGAUGGUGCAAGAGCAGGAAGAGGGCACAGUGGUGGGGCUGCAGCUACAACAUCCACUGUUGUACAAGGUGCAAGAGGCAGGAGAGGUGCAAGAGGUGCAAGAGGCGGGAGAGAUGCAAGAGGCAGGAGAGGUGCAAGAGGUGGGAGAGGUGGGAGAGAUGUUGAUGAUGCAAUGGAUGUUGACAGCAAUGUUAUUGUACCUCCUGGAGAUCUACAUGUUGUUUGUGGUCAAAGCCAGGUCAUUGAAACCAGAGUACUUGGUGGUUGCAGAAGGCGCCUACCUUACUGGCCAAAAUUUUGCCUGCCACCCACUGGCAUUUCACACCAUUGCCUUAAAACAUGAUGCAUACACUGAAUGCUUGUUGCAAACUCAGUUGGAGGAAGAAUUUGUGCCUUGGAAAAACAUGUUGUGUUGCACCAGCAUUGAACUGCUCACUGGAGCUGCUUGCCUGCGCAAUGUCCGCGCAUGUGUCCACAAUGCACUGGCCUUUGUGAAGGCCAAACCAAAAGCUGAUUUUCUGGUCCUGAUGGACACGCACAGUGAUUAUGAUAAUGGCAAGCUGGUUCACAGUGUUGACAAACAUGGAAAUGCCUGGACUCAGGAUGCCUCAGAGGUGUUACAUCAUCACUUGGGCCCAGAAUUGUGGAAGCAGUCCCUGGACAUGGCGGGUACCAAAGGGCUGAUUCUGCUGGCUUGUGGUCCAAUGUUCAUGAAGCCUUUGCAUUUUGAAAAAAUCAAGUCACUGGUCUCCAGCAAGUGCCUGCAGUUCAUCAUUGGAUUCACUGCUCAUUUGGUUCAACCUUCCAUGGUCAUGCCCUUCAUGCUAUGGGUGAUCAUACAGGUCUACAUUCACCAUUUGCCUGUUGAGCAGGAGAUCGCUCACUGGAGUCUGCUGUCCCAUACCCCCAUGGUGUUGAUUUGUUGGAAUCAAGACAAGCAUCUGAUUAGCCAGAAAUAUAUAGUUUCCACUCUCUCUGGCAAUGUGUGGGGCCUUCCCCCCUGA